AUGAUAAAAGCUUCUAAAGGAAGAAAAACUGCACUAGCAACAGCAAAGAAUACUAAUAUAACGACAAUGGCCCCUUCUGUGGACGCAUCAUCUAAUUUGAUUGAUAGAAAUAAAAACCAACUAAGCAAUAACCACGAAUCGAGUAAAACUGGUCAAGGUAGAAGAAUUAAGACACCUCAGUCACCUAGCGGAGGAUCUUAUAAUUUUCGGAAAAGAUCAACAACAACACGAGAAAUGAUUUUAUCUCAGUUAGACGCAAAUACUGCUGGGGAUAGUGAAACUGGAUUACCAGAACCGCGAAAAUUAUCUCGAUAUCGCCGGCGUAAAGCAAAUUGUCGCGAAAGGAAGCGCAUGAAAUUAAUGAAUUUAGCUUUUGAUGAAUUAAGGAAAGUUGUACCGUAUUAUCCGACACCUGAUGGCCGCUUGGAUAAAAUUACAACUUUACGAUUAGCAAUUAACUACAUUGGAGCAUUAUCUACUGCGUUACAUCAUACCUCCGAAGAUUUAAAAAGCGAAUCAAGUAUCACAUCUUCUUCAUCAACUUCUUUAUUAUGA
Molecule: messenger RNA, 555 nt
Organism: Trichoplax adhaerens
Lineage: Eukaryota; Metazoa; Placozoa; Uniplacotomia; Trichoplacea; Trichoplacidae
Exons: 1
Coding region: 1-555 (184 amino acids)
Molecular function (GO): protein dimerization activity
Source: RefSeq, a predicted model, not a curated record